AACCACUUACUGAAAUCUUACUAAUAGCUGGUUUCUACUGCUCUCAACACCCUGCUUGUCACCCACUAGCCAUACUCCUUCCUAGUCCCACCUAUAUAUAUCUCCACACACCUAUCCUUCUCUCUCAAGAACGACCUUCUUUUUUCUCUCAAACCCACCAUGAAAACCCACCUCCUUUCUCUAGCUUUUCUCUUCUUUUCCCUAGCCCAAGGGUUGAACCCCAAGUGUAGCACCCAAGACCAAGGUUCAACCCUUCAAGUGUUUCAUGUUUAUAGCCCAUGCUCCCCAUUUAGGCCCUCCAAACCACUCUCAUGGGAAGAGAGCGUGCUCCAAAUGCAGGCCAGGGACCAAGCUAGGCUUCAAUAUUUGUCAAGCUUAGUGGCUAGGAAAUCUGUGGUGCCAAUUGCUUCAGGCAGGCAGCUUAUUCAGAGCCCAACUUACAUUGUUAGGGCCAAGAUUGGAACCCCAGCCCAGACCUUGCUCGUAGCCAUGGAUACUAGCAAUGAUGCUGCUUGGGUUCCUUGCAGUGGCUGUGUUGGGUGUUCUUCUACAGCUUUCGACUCUGCUAAAUCUACCACCUUCAAAACCCUUGGCUGCCAAGCUGCUGAGUGCAAGCAGGUACCCAACCCCACUUGCGGUGGAAGCGCGUGCACAUUCAACUUGACCUACGGCGGCUCCUCCCUAGCAGCAAACCUCUCGCAGGACACUGUCACCCUAGCCACUGACUCUCUUCCAGGCUACACCUUUGGUUGCAUUACAAAAGCCACAGGCAGCUCAGUGCCUCCUCAGGGGCUUCUAGGCCUUGGCAGAGGACCAUUGUCUCUUUUGUCUCAAUCCCAAAGCCUAUACCAAUCUACUUUCUCAUAUUGCCUUCCUAGCUUUAGGUCUCUCAACUUUUCUGGGUCUUUGAGGCUUGGACCCGUUGGGCAGCCCCUGAGGAUCAAGACUACACCAUUGCUCAAAAAUCCCAGGAGGCCGUCACUCUACUAUGUCAACUUGGUUGCAAUUAGGGUUGGAAGAAGAGUUGUUGAUAUUCCUCCUAGUGCUUUGGCUUUCGAUCCAAGCACCGGUGCAGGGACCAUCUUUGAUUCUGGAACUGUAUUCACCCGGCUAGUCACGCCAGCCUACAUUGCGGUCCGUGACGCAUUCCGACAGCGAGUCGGCAACGCAACAGUAACAUCCCUAGGCGGAUUCGACACAUGUUACUCAGUACCAAUCGUAGCACCCACCAUAACAUUCAUGUUCUCCGGCAUGAAUGUGACAUUGCCACCGGAUAACCUACUAAUCCACAGCACAGCCGGCAGCACCACAUGCCUGGCCAUGGCAGCAGCACCAGAGAAUGUGAAUUCAGUGCUAAAUGUGAUAGCCAACAUGCAGCAACAAAACCAUAGGAUACUUUUUGAUGUGCCCAAUUCAAGGCUUGGUGUGGCUCGAGAGCAAUGCUCAUGAUUUUGCUGAUUUUUCAAGUGAUCACCUUUAUAUCUUUUGCUUAUGUUAGUGUAGUUUUAUUUAUUUCUUAAUUUGUAUUAGAUGUGUCUUGUGAUGGUAAGAUGCUUUCUUCUUUUGGUUGUGGUUGAUGGGGUGGGUAUUUGGCGUUAUUAGGACUUGUUACUAACUCUUAAAGAAAGAUGGUAGCAUGUCACAGUUUACUUUGCAAGUUUUUUUUUUUUCCUGCAGAGAAAUGAGAAUGUUCUACUGUUCAAUAAA
Messenger RNA from Hevea brasiliensis (rubber tree), 1707 nucleotides. RefSeq names its product aspartyl protease AED3. Bases 160 to 1449 code for a protein of 429 amino acids. The record is from RefSeq and is a predicted model, not a curated record. The transcript is spliced from 3 exons. Gene Ontology annotation, molecular function: aspartic-type endopeptidase activity. Lineage: Eukaryota; Viridiplantae; Streptophyta; Magnoliopsida; Malpighiales; Euphorbiaceae. Gene Ontology annotation, biological process: proteolysis.